AUGUUGUUUUGUUUAGCGUUAUUCUUCCUCAUCCAAACCGUCUUUUCUGAACUUACUCUUCCAGAUACCAUAGCAGAUGUAUUUCCAUCCUCUCAAGCUAACUGCUCAGAAGGAACUUUCAUGAUGACGCAUGAAUGGUUCGCUUACUGGGAUGGAGUUUUGCCCAAUGAUACUGUAGCGGAUGCGGCAGAGUUUGUAGCCCAGUUGACCCGGAAUCCUUACGGAGAUGCCGGAAACAACCAAUUGUAUAAACUAACUGACACUGGAUAUACUGUCGCUGUUUUUGGAGGAAUUCAAGUUAAUGAUUAUAUGGAGUUCUUGUUGACUGCCUUGGGCACCUACAUCACCAAUGCUAAUGGUGUUAACAACUAUUUCUAUCUUGAAUCUCAUACAGGUGACCCAAAAACUACUUAUGGUUUUAUUGUUGCUAAGGAAGAAUAUGAAUCUUAUGUUGAUGAGGCUGUCAAGACAUGGAGUAUGGGUAAGAGUUAUGAUCUCUACAAUAGUACUACCCAAUCUAUUGGUAACAUUAACAUCUGCCAACAACUAGCGGAAGAAGCUUAUGCCCCGGUUAACUCGGCUGAUUUUGGUGAAUGCAUCUCAAUUUUCUAUGAUUCGUCAAAGACUAUUGAGGAACAGACUGGUUUGACAGAUGAUCUAUUGUACGUCUACAAUAAUGGCACUGUUUCCUUUAAUGAUGGUGACAGAGUUUGUAUCUCUCUUGGUACAGCAAGCGAAUAA
Messenger RNA from Kazachstania africana CBS 2517, 741 nucleotides. RefSeq lists its product as uncharacterized. Lineage: Eukaryota; Fungi; Ascomycota; Saccharomycetes; Saccharomycetales; Saccharomycetaceae. The coding region runs from base 1 to 741 and encodes 246 amino acids. The transcript has a single exon. The record is from RefSeq and is a predicted model, not a curated record.